AAACACAAACCACGUCCUUCUGCAUCCCCCCCCGCCAUGCAGAACAACGCCCCCAGCAGCUUCCAGGGGUACCCCUUCCCCCCGCAGCAGUCAGACCUGUACACAUUCGCCCCGGUCAGCCAGCAGCAGCAGCAGCUCUACUACGCAGCACAGCCAGCCACCGACCAGCACGCCUCCGCAGACUCCUCCGAGAGCGCAGGGCCGUCGCAGAAGAAGACGCCCGCCGGGGCCAGGAAGCACGGCGUGAAGGAGGAGCCAGAGGAGCACGGCAAGGCGGAUGAGCCACGGAAGAAGCGCACGAAGAGGUCGGCCGGGAAGGCGUGCGUGUACUGCAGGCGAAGCCAUAUGGUGUGCGAAGGCGGCAGGCCGUGUGAGCGAUGUAUCAAGCGAGAAAUCCCCCAUCUCUGCCGUGACUGCACCCCGCCUCCCCAGAACCAGCAGUCUCCCCAUAAGCAAGAACCUCAGCAACAACAACAGACUCAGCAGCAACAGUCUCUUAAUCAGUCCCAAGUCUUGCCAUCCUCAGCCCAGCCGAUGCCAGUGUAUACCGACUCCAACUUUGUCCCUAGCUGGCCAUUACUUCCCGAUGCUGGCGCAGCUCAAAUCCCGUUCAGCGAUGCUCCUUCAGAACAGAUUCAAAACCCAGGGGAUGCGGGUAUCAUGGGUCCGCCGCCAUUGGGAUCGUCUAGAGAGGACGGGGAGCUGGCUGCUUUGAGCAAAUUCAUGAAAGACUUGGGCGUCCCUAAUCUUCCCAAUGAUUUCCUCUCCUUCAUGAACCAGCUGGACAAGCCAGACGCUAGCAACAGUUUAUCCAUUGCGAGUUCUUCCGACGCGAAUCUCUUUUCUUCGUCUGGGGCGCCAUACGGUGUUGGGUUAAACAAGGGCAAAGGCAAACUCAACCAAAUGUCCAGAAUCGACAAAUACCUCAUGGCGGCUGCUGAUCAGCCAAACGGUACCCGUGCCUCUCGUCUUGCACAAGUCAUCAAGGCCAAGUACGAUGCCGGUCUUCUCAAGCCUUACGACUAUGCCAAGGGAUACGAACGUAUGAACAAGUGGAUGGAGUCUGGACGGGCGGCACCCAGGAUGGACAGUCGUGCCGGGUCCGAGAUACCGGACGAAAGCCCGCAGAGGUCUACGGCCGCAAUGAGGAACGGUAGAUUGUCUGUUGCUCCUUUGGCGCCCAAUACACCUGCAUUCGGGAAGAGCAUCUCACCUGAAUCUCGCCGACGAAUCCUUGCUGCUCUUGCUGGCUUCAGACCAAAGUUUAGGCAAAUCGCAAAGACAUUGACCAAUGUCGACUUGGUAUUUGUAGAAGAAGCUAUGGAGCGAUGGAUGCUCGAGUAUGACAGGGCUUUUGCUUCUAUCCAUACCCCUUCAUGUAUCUGGCGACGAACGGGAGAAAUUCAAAAAGCCAACCAAGAGUUUUCCAACCUGACCGGUAUUCCCGCAUACAUGUUCCGUGAUGGCCAACUUUGUGUUUACGAACUCAUGGAUGAAGACAGUGCGGUAAGAUAUUGGGAAGGAUACGCGAAAAUCGCGUUCGACCCUAGCCAAAGAGCAAUGUCUAUAUUCUGUACUCUCCACAUUCCCCUUUCCCUUACUCGCCACCCACCGCGUCACCUCACCAACGCCAAUUCCAACCACAUUUCCAAAUCAGCCACUUCCGGGCCCCCACAAGCACCCUACACGCCCGACCUUGCGUUGCCCCACCAAAACAUGCUGUUCAACGACGGUGCAAGCUCGGAUGCGGGCACAGCCAUCGGGGAAGAGUAUAGGGAGAUGAAAUGUGCGUUUAGCGUGACGAUCAGGAGAGAUGCAUGGGGUGUACCGGUCGCGAUUAUGGGACAGUGGAUUCCCAUCCAAUAGAUUCUUUCAACUCUAGCACUUUGCACAUCUUGCAGAAUUAUUAUUUUUUUCUCGGGCUUUUCUCAGGCUUCAUUCAUAUUGCAUCCAUCACUCAACACUUAAUCAAAGCAUAUCAAUCGUGUCUAAUGAUGUAGCGACCAAAUGUAUAUAGAUGCAUGGUAAUAAAUUGAUUUUUCUCUUCUCAUGAGAGGGGAUGCAAAUGCAACAAAAAAGACUGGCUACAAACUUUCUAUGCUAGAUGACUUGUUAAGCUGGAAACUGCGUUAUUUAUGUAUGAAUAUAAUUUCAAC
Molecule: messenger RNA, 2156 nt
Organism: Cryptococcus deneoformans JEC21
Lineage: Eukaryota; Fungi; Basidiomycota; Tremellomycetes; Tremellales; Cryptococcaceae
Product: transcriptional regulatory protein, putative
Exons: 10
Coding region: 37-1866 (609 amino acids)
Biological process (GO): regulation of DNA-templated transcription
Cellular component (GO): nucleus
Molecular function (GO): RNA polymerase II transcription regulatory region sequence-specific DNA binding; zinc ion binding; DNA-binding transcription factor activity, RNA polymerase II-specific
Source: RefSeq, a predicted model, not a curated record